This is a messenger RNA of Periconia digitata, 977 nucleotides long. Lineage: Eukaryota; Fungi; Ascomycota; Dothideomycetes; Pleosporales; Periconiaceae. The record is from the annotation of a GenBank genome assembly.
UUUCCUCGCCUCCUUCACUCUCUCAUUCUCUACAAUCCUCAAUCUCCCAUCAGACGCUAAAGAAAAGUCAAAAAUACCCAUCCACCAUGGCCACCAACACCCCAAAAGCCGACGCAGAGUCAACGAUUCAAAGAAACCCCCAUCCCGACUUCAAAUCUGUCGAAGCUUCCCGUCCCCCCUUCUCGCAAACCUCCCAAUUCCACUACACGCAAACCCCACAGCCUGCAUGGACCCCCGGAACCGGCGCAAACAACACCUCGAACCUGUCCACGCCCCACCGCGAAAUCGAUCCCUAUGCCGAAGGCCGCCCAGCAGUGCACAACUACAAGCUCCUCAUCUCGGGCAUCGCGCCUCGCCCCAUUGGCUUCUUAAGCACCAUCAGCGAAGACGGCACGAGCACGAAUCUAGCCCCCUUUUCGUACUUCAACCUCGUAUGUCACGAUCCGCCGCUUUUUGUGCUGGGGUUCAGCGGCGGGAUGGGCAAAGCCAAGGAUUCGCUGGCGAAUCUUUUGGGGUCUAAAGAGUGCACUUUGAACAUCAUCAGUGAAGACUAUAUCGAAGCAGCAAACUUCACCUCUAUAAACGCUCCCCCGGGUAUCUCCGAAUGGCCCUUGUCAGGCCUGCACCCCGCAAAGAGCAAGUUGGUGAAACCCGACCGCGUCCAGGAAGCCGUCUUCAGCAUCGAAGCCAAACUCGUCGAGACGCGCGAGUGGGAGAGUCGCGCUACGCCGGGGAAAAAGACGGGUGUCAUGGCUGUUGUGGAAGGGGUCAGGUUCUGGGUUAGGGAAGACGCGAUUGAUGAGGCUGGGGUGUUGAUUGAUCCUGCUGUUUUGAAACCGGUUGGUAGGUUGGGUGGUAUCACUUACGGACGCGUGACAGAGGCUUUCGAGUUGCCCAGGCCUCAAUACGAAGAAGUUACCAAAGACCCAGAGGUAGCGAAACUAGCCAAACCGAAAACAGACGGGCAAUUGGAGUGA